GCUCCCAGGAGUCUGCGGGGCGGCGGGUUAGGAACCGCAAGGUCCCAGCUGCGGACGCUCGGGUGUGUUAGUGUCGGCGUCCGCACUUUUCCGGGUUGGACUCCGUUUCUCACAGGCCUUGGGGGGAUUCAUGAACUUCGGUCUCUGGUUCUUUUUCCGCUAGCCUUGGGGUCAUCGAUUUCCGUGCGCUCUGCAAGUUCUGAAGUGGAGAGCAUUGCUACUAACUUAAUGGCCCAUACAAGUUUCAAUGGGGAGCAUGUCGGUGGAGCUCCUCAUGCUGUCAUACCAGAAGUGGAAUUCCCUGAUCAAUUCUUUACAGUUCUAACCAUGGACCAUGAAUUGGUGACAUUCAGGGAUGUGGUCAUCAGCUUCUCUCAGGAGGAAUGGGAGUAUCUGGAUUCUGCUCAGAGGGACUUGUACUGGGACGUGAUGAUGGAAAAUUACAGCAACUUGGUCUCACUGGACUUGGAAUCCAAGUGUGACAAAAAGACUUUAUCUACAGAGAAGGACAUUAUUGAAAAAAAUGAUUCUCAGUGGGAAGUAAUAGAAAGUAGUAAAUUGGUUGGCCUUGAGAACUCCAUUGUCAGAAAUGAUUGGCAAAGCAAAAGGAAGACUGAAGUGCAAAGACCUGAAGUGGGAUAUUUCAGUCAAAUGAAAAUCAUCUCUGAAAAAAUACCCAAUUACAAAAAUCAUAAAUCUCUUACAUUACAUCAGAGAAUUCAUGAUAGUGAGAAGCCCUGUAAGGAAUAUGGGAAGGUCCUUAGUUGUGACUUAAACUUUGAUGAAUAUGAGAAAAUAUAUACUGAGAAAACCUCUGAAUGUAGUAGAUAUUGGAAAACCUUUGGAGUAGAUGACCCACAUACCCUACAACUGAAUAUUCAUACUGGUGUGAAACCUUGUAAAUGUAUGGAAUGUGGGAAUGCAUUUAGUUUUUGUGAAGACUAUAGUGUACACUGUGAUGAUCAGAACGGCUAUAAAUGUAAGCAAUAUGGAAGGACUUUUAGGAGAAUUGAAAAAAUCACUGCACUUCAAAGAAUUCAUGAUGGUGAGAAACCCUAUGAAUGCACUUCCUGUAGGAAAUCGUUUAGAGUGCAUGCACAACUUACUAGACAUCAGAAAAUCCAUACUGAUGAGAAACCUUACAAAUGUAUGGAAUGUGGCAAGGACUUUAGAUUUCAUUCACAACUAACUGAACAUCAGAGAAUUCAUACUGGUGAGAAGCCAUACAAAUGUAUACAAUGUGAGAAGGUCUUUAGAAUUCGUUCACAGCUUAUUGAACAUCAGAGAAUUCAUACUGGUGAGAAACCUUAUGCAUGUAAAGAAUGUGGGAAGACUUUUGGAGUCUGUCGAGAACUUGCUCGACAUCAGAGAAUUCAUAGUGGUAAGAAACCCUAUGAAUGCAAAGCAUGUGGAAAGGUCUUUAGAAACAGUUCAUCCCUGACUAGACAUCAGAGAAUUCAUACUGGUGAGAAACCAUAUAAAUGUAAGGAAUGUGGGAAAGCUUUUGGAGUAGGUAGUGAACUUACUCGACAUCAGAGAAUUCACAGUGGUCAGAAACCUUAUGAAUGUAAAGUGUGUGGAAAGUUCUUUAGACUUACUUCAGCCCUUAUUCAACAUCAGAGAAUUCAUAGUGGUGAGAAACCUUAUGAAUGUAAGGUAUGUGGGAAGGCCUUUAGACACAGUUCAGCCCUUACUGAACAUCAGAGAAUUCAUACUGGAGAGAAACCUUACGAAUGCAAGGCAUGUGGGAAGGCCUUUAGACAUAGUUCAUCCUUUACAAAACAUCAGAGAAUUCAUAAUAGUAGGAAACCCUAUGAAUGUAAGGAAUGUGGGAAUGCCUUUAGAGUGGGCAGGCAACUUACUUGACAUUGAACAAGUUGUACUGGUGAGAAGAUUUUUGAAUGAAAGACAUAUAUAAAGCCCAUUUGUUUCUGAGUUUCAUUGGAAAAAUAUGUGUAUUUAAGUAGAAGUUAUCGCAGAGAUUCUACCUCAAUUAAAUCUAUUUCCAGACUUUAUGGCCACUCUAGAACUAGAAUUAUUCAUUCAUAAGUGAGAUAUACUUUCAGCUUUGUUCAAUAUCACCAAAUAUUUCUCCUUUUUAUAUCAAUUAACAUUCUGAAUAUCCGUUUAUGUAAGAUGAUGCCUAUCAAUCCGUUUCUUAAAUGGGAAAUGUAUUUUCCUAAUUAUUAAUUAUUUGAGUUAUUUUCAUACGAGUUUUUUUUUUUUGCGGUACGCGGGCCUCUCACUGUUGUGGCCUCUCCUGUUGUGAAGCACAGGCUCCAGAUGCGCAGGCUCAGUGGCCAUGGCUCACGGGCCCAGCCGCUCCAUGGCAUGUGGGAUCCUCCCGGACCGGGGCACAAACCCGUGUCCCUUGCAUCAGCAGGCGGACUGUCAACCACUGCGCCACCAGGGAAGCCCUCAUAUGAGUUUCUUGUCCAGGGAUGUUUUGCUUACAGUUACUUUUGGUGUUUGUGUUUUUGGCUAUUUAUUGUUUUUGGCUUAGUGAUUUGUAAUAUUGCUCAAAUAUAUCUUUUGCAUUCUAAUUUUUUGCCUGUUUUAUAUGGCAUACUUAUCUUCUCCAGGGAGUUAGAACCCCCAGACACUAUGUGGUUUUAAAGUUUUGUGGUCCUGCAAGGUGUUUGUGUAGAUUUGUUUUGUUUUCUCUUGAUUUUGUUUUAAUGGUAGAUGUUUUAACUUCUCCAUUGUCAUCAAAUGUUUGAAUUCUUUCUGAAUUUCUAUUUUGUUUUGACACAACAGAUUUCCCUAAAUACCUUUUGCAACACAAUUCCUUUAAGGAGUCUUUUCACCUCUAGGCAGUACCAGUAGGCAUCCAAAUGAAAUGAGCAUUUAAAAUAUUUCAUAAAAUAUUCUAACCCAAUCUUACAUCUCUUAAAUUUGUUAGGCAGCUUUAAAAGUAGGAGAAAACCUACAGCUAUUGCAAUGAUUAUAAACUGGUCACUAAAAUCAAGAGGGUUUACAAUGCUGCUAUUUACCAUGGCUUCAAUUGGGUUUUGUAUCUAUUUAUAAUUUUCCUUUUUAUUCAGUUCAGGGUUGUCUUACUGUGUUUUGGCAGUUGGAAAAUCAGUAGACCUUUGAUUUUAGCAAUCUCCCCUGACUCAGGAAAAACGAAAAGACAACAACAAAAAAAUGAGACAGUUAAUAAGGUUGCAAAUCUUAGCUACUCAUCACCUCUUUCUUAUGACAGUUGACCUGGUUAUAUAAUCAAAGUGAUCAAAAGCCACUGGUUAUUGAUUUUUAUAAGAAAAUUUACCUGUUAUAUUUACAUACAUUUACAUCACUGUCAUUCAUUAGAUUUUAACUUUUGAGAUUGGUAUCUUGCCCAGUUUUGCAUGAUCAGCAAUAGUAAGUAAGGUUUUCUCAUUGGGUAUACUGAGCUAUGUUUUCUUUACAUAUUCCUUAUUAGUAAUUUACUUAAGUUAGCAGUUAUUAAAAGUAUGUAACAGAUAGAUCAUUCAUGUCCUACAGAGUAAAAGAAUGGGUCUCUGUUGUUACCCUUAUUAGGAUACUUGCUAUUUCAUAUCUUUGAAAUAGUUCAAUUGUAUUAUAAUUAUUAAUGUUAUUAAUAGCUCACUCUAUUUACUGAGCUGUCAUGUGACCACACUGCUGAUUUGCUCUUAUAUCCUACUCUACCUGGUUAUUCUGAGUUACCAUCAAUGCUGUUUAAUUUCCCUCUUCUUGCACAGUACUCCAGAGCUACUUGCCCUACUCUUCUUUGUGUGUUUUUAAUAUUUUUUGCUUGCUCGAACAAACUAAAACAAUGAGCUAUCCAAACCUUAUAUACGGACUUAAAAUUAAUGACAGAAAUAAAAUAACCAUGUGGCUUGACACUUAUUUUUUGAAUCAUUAAUGAAUAAAUGAAA
This is a messenger RNA of Globicephala melas (long-finned pilot whale), 3881 nucleotides long. RefSeq names its product zinc finger protein 260 (gene ZNF260). The record is from RefSeq and is a predicted model, not a curated record. Lineage: Eukaryota; Metazoa; Chordata; Mammalia; Artiodactyla; Delphinidae. Gene Ontology annotation, biological process: negative regulation of transcription by RNA polymerase II. Gene Ontology annotation, cellular component: transcription regulator complex; chromatin; PcG protein complex. Gene Ontology annotation, molecular function: DNA-binding transcription repressor activity, RNA polymerase II-specific; RNA polymerase II cis-regulatory region sequence-specific DNA binding.